AGAGAAAACAAACACUACUCAAGCAGCGUCAUUUGCUUGUUCAACGCUCCACAACACUCAACAACAACAACAACAACAUAUUUAAUACUAAAAAAGUUCAGUUAAUGAUUCUCACGUCCCACAUUCUCUCAACACAACUUUCCCUUCAAUCCAACUCCAACUCCAAAACCCAUUCUUCAAAUUGCCAAAUCAAGCUUUCUUAAAUCACAAAAAUCAUAUAUUUGUAGUGCUUUUGGUUUUUUAUAUUCUAAGUAAAGGCCUUUUUCAUUGCCACCAAUGACCCAGGUCCUUCAUUUUGCUUCUUCUUCACCAACAACCUCUUCCUCUCCCUCUCCCUUCUCUUCUUCCCACGCCAUUUUUGCAAUUCUUGUCACCCUUUUCAGGAAAUCAUUUGUUGCUGCUUUCAAGAGUGGCAGGAAACACCUCUGUGCUAUGGACAUAGGGUCCCCUACUAACGUGCGCCAUGUUACUCAUGUCACAUUUGAUAGGUUCAAUGGCUUCUUGGGUUUGCCUGUUGAGUUUGAACCUGAUGUGCCCAGAAGGCCUCCCAGUGCUAGUGCAACUGUUUUUGGAGUUUCAACAGAAUCCAUGCAGUUAUCUUAUGACUCAAGAGGGAACAGUGUGCCAACAAUUCUGCUGCUAAUGCAAAGGCAUCUGUAUGCUCAAGGAGGACUGCAGGUGGAGGGGAUUUUCAGAAUUAAUCCAGACAAUAGUCAAGAAGAAAAUGUCAGGGAUCAAUUGAACAUGGGAUUAAUCCCAGAAGGUAUUGAUGUACAUUGUUUGGCAGGACUAAUUAAGGCUUGGUUUAGGGAGCUUCCUACAGGAAUUCUGGAUUCAUUAUCGCCAGAGCAGGUAAUGCAAUGCGAAACUGAGGAAGAAUGUGUUGAGCUAGCAAGGAAUCUACCUCACACUGAAGCUGCACUCUUGGACUGGGCCAUCAAUCUGAUGGCUGAUGUUGUCCAACAGGAACAUGUUAAUAAGAUGAAUGCGCGUAACAUUGCCAUGGUUUUUGCACCAAAUAUGACUCAGAUGGCAGACCCUUUCACUGCAUUGAUGUAUGCAGUUCAAGUGAUGAAUUUCUUGAAGUCACUUAUAUUAAGGACACUGCAGGAAAGAAAGGAUUCUGUGGUAGAAUCUCAUCCUAAAUUAUAUCCAGGACCAUCUGAUGAGAAUGGUAACCGUACACUUUUGGAGUCUUGCCAGCAAGAUACUAUGGCAGAAAAUGAAGAGGCUGAAGAAACAGUCGUAUCCGAGAAAACUGUCGUAGAAUGUUCCCCUGAACCACUCCAAAAUAACACCUCAACUGGAGGAGAAUCUGACAGUUUGGUAAGCUCUUCUGAGAAUACAAUUUGCAAUGAGGACUUGUAUUGCGAGUUUCCACCCAAAGGAAACAUGGGAAAGGGUAAGCCUGCACAAUCUAGUAGCUCAAAUGCUAGAAAAGGGACCAAAAAGACCCGAGGCAAGCAACCUGUGGUUGAUCAAACAGUGCCAGCUGAGAAAAGGGGAAUGAGGAGUGCGAGCAACACAGAUUCAAGAUAUGAAAGAGUUGAAGCCUGGCGGUGAAAGAAGCACUGAAGUGUAAAUGGAUUAUUUGACAUCAUCAUGGCCUUGUAAGUUUGUGAAGUGAUUCCUGUAUGUUCUCUUCAUUUUCUGGGUUUUAAUUAAAUUAUAUGCUUUCAAGAAUAUCACUAUGAUCAUACCAACAUUGUAAUGAAAUUUCAUUUCCUCAGUGUUCACUUAUGUUCAUAAUUAUUCCUUAACAAUAAA
Lotus japonicus is the source of this 1767-nucleotide messenger RNA. Its product is annotated as rho GTPase-activating protein 5-like. Gene Ontology annotation, molecular function: GTPase activator activity. Gene Ontology annotation, biological process: signal transduction. Lineage: Eukaryota; Viridiplantae; Streptophyta; Magnoliopsida; Fabales; Fabaceae. The transcript is spliced from 5 exons. Bases 277 to 1563 code for a protein of 428 amino acids. The record is from RefSeq and is a predicted model, not a curated record.